Molecule: messenger RNA, 3627 nt
Organism: Paramuricea clavata
Lineage: Eukaryota; Metazoa; Cnidaria; Anthozoa; Malacalcyonacea; Plexauridae
Source: the annotation of a GenBank genome assembly
UUUAUCUUUUUUUAUUGGCAAUAUCCUGUCUAAUGUUCAAAUCUUUUCAAUUCAAAUGGCUUCAUUUCAAUAUGAUAUUGACUGGCAGUCAACAAAGAACACGGUCUUAGAAAGAAACAGUCAUAUGUUCAACAAUUCAGACAUGAGUGAUAUCAGCUUUACUUGCGAAGGUUCAGACAACAUAUUGUACGCCCAUAAAUAUGUCUUGGGCACCAGUAGUGCCGUAUUUCAUGCGAUGUUUUAUGGCGACUUGGCAGAGAAGAAUUCAAUUCUUCACCUUUACGAUACAGAUGAGAAAAGUCUGGAGGAAUUUUUAAAGUUCCUUUACACAGAUGCAUGUAAUUUGACAACAGACAAUGUUAUAUCAGUCAUGUAUCUUUCUAAGAAAUACAUCGUACCUUCACUUACCAAGGAGUGUGUUGAUUUCCUGGAAAAAGGGUUGGACCCUGAGAACGUGCUGACUAUUUUAGAACAAGCUAUUUAUUUUGAUGAAAAGGACUUUGAAAUGAAAUGCUGGAAAGUUGUGGACCGACACUUGAAAGAAAUAUUGACUUUAGAUAAUUUUCUGAAUAUACGUCAAGAAACAUUGGCCUGUUUACUAAAGCGAAGUAGCUUGAUUAUCAAAGAAAUUGAACUAUUCAAAGCUGUUUUGAAAUGGAUUGAGUUUCAAUGUUUGGAGAACAGUUUAGAACUAACAACUGAGAACCGAAGAUUUGUUAUCGGCGAAGGUGUCUACGAUUUAAGAUUUUUGGCUAUAAGCGAAGAAAUGUUUUCCAAAUAUGUUGUGGAUUCAGGGCUAUUGACGUCCAAAGAAAUUGAGACAAUUCAGGAGAAGAUUAAAGGCGUUGACAUUCCAGGUUUACAAUGGCAGCUUGGUGUUAGAAAACAGAAUUAUGAAAUGCUAGCGUUUAAAAGAUUUAGAAGCUGGAAAGCAGAGGGCUGGGAAUAUAACGGUGAAGCAGAUUGUCUGUGUUUUUCGGUCGAUAGAGAGGUGUUGUUUCAUGGUGUGCAUUUGUUUGGAGAUUUGUGGGAAAACCAAUACAAAGUUAUCUUUCAAAUUGAAGGUGUCAAAGUUAAAGGCACAUACAAGUCGAAAAAGAUGACUGAUGGCCUUCUAGGGUAUUGUGUCAUGUUGGAUUUGCCUGUCGUAAUAAAACAAAACAAAGUUGUGAAGAUGUCGGCAUUGAUAAGAGGGCCGCCAAGUGGAUAUGGUAUUAAUAAAAUAGCCCCGGUGAAGGUGGAGGGCGUCACUGUCACAUUUCAUGAUGCAGAUUCUCCCACAAAUGAUACUUGGACCAACAAAGGACAGUUUCAUAAAAUAAUCUUGUCAAUUUGAAUGGCUUGAUUGAUCCAUUGAGACCCACCCUCACUUGGACAGAUCAUUAGUUAACACAAGAUCAACUAUCUGGACAAACUAGCUGGAAUAGCAUGAAUUAGACUGGCAAUGGUUCUGGGAACAAAUUAUACUUGAUAUUACUGUAAUUAUGUACAGCUAAUUCAAAAAGGUUGUACGAGGCUGAUUGUUAACCAUUUCUGUUCUGUUCAUACGUAGACAAACUAUAUCUUUUUGUUACUGUAGUUCAUCCUUCUCUAAUAGACAAAUGUAGUUUUCCAGACACUUUAUUCAAGUAAGCACUUACUGAUAUACAAUUCUAUUGCUUUACUGUAAGCAAACAAAUACUUUGUAAUAAUUUGUAAAUAGUUCAUAUUUUGAGAGCCACUACAAUGACUAGUUCAUUCUACUCUACUUAUACAAUUCUACCCAAAAUAUACAACAUGCAUUUGACAAAAAACCUGAUGAGCUAAUUUAGGGAAUAUCACACUGACCUAUGUACAAAUGUUUAAAUAUUUGAUGUAAACACAAUCCUGUCCCUUUCCAUGCUUAAACUCGAUGACCAAUUGGUACAGUUUCGACUGUUGAAGGUGAAAUUGUUUUCAAAGUUUAUUACAUUUUUCUUUUAUGUUUAUAACUAGCCAUUAAACUCAGUUUUCCAAUAGGAAAAUUUGUUUGAGUGAUGCGAAAACAUGAAUUUGGCAAUGUGACUGGCUAGUGAAAAAAUCACUGUGAAAAAGUUGGAAUUGCCGAAUUCUUGUUUUUCGCAAAUUCAUCUAGAGGAAAACCGGCUUAACCCAAGCUCUGUAUGAUAAAGUUACGGGUAACAGCACAAGGAAAACAGAAUCUCAUAAAAUUGUCCUCGUUCGCUCAACGUCUUAUUAUUCGGAACAUCAAGGUCCGAACAAUCGCGGAAAUUGAACGAGACGCCAGCACAUUGACAGAACUUGCACCACGCUCGCCAUAGUAGGAACCAUUCCCUUUGACCAGGGCUGAUAUCUCAUACCAUUGACCUUUCUUAACGACCACAGGUGAUGGUAGCAACACAUCAAAACCAGGAAUCAGCGUAUUCUUUCUCUCAGAGUAAAAUCGAUCAUUAACCUUGACGUUAUUAAAGGUCAACUCCACAGUAUAGCGGCUGUUAUGCCCUAUGGCACCAAACAACCGAACGCCGUGGAAGUAUAUAUCUUUAUCUACCGAGAAAUUUAAGAUGUCCGGAUGCCCGGACGUGUAUUGCCAACCCCCGAGAGUUUUAGACGUCCGGAUCUGGUCUUGGCUGAAUCGAGAACAUCGUUGUGUAGGUUUCAAUUGACGUGGUUUUCCUUGAAUCCGUUUACUUAAGGUGGCUUGGAGCUCGCUAUUGGAUGGCGGGACAUCGUUAAGCAUCUGAAAAAUGGCAAUGACUUCAUCUUUAUUAAGUAGGGCUGUUUUGGAUACAUUCUCAGCAAACUCUUUUUGCGUCAUAGUCAGGUAACGCACACAGUACACUGCAUCACCUAGGACAGCGCGCUUAUUCUCGGACGUUAGUUCGAGCCCUUUCACCUUGCACUGAUGAUCGGACCAUUUGACCAACGCAUGAAACAAGUUAAUUUCUUUCACAUUUAAAGUUUCUAAUUCCAGCAUGCUGUGUAGAAUCGCUUGUUCGACAUUCAAAAAAGCAUCGGAUGCAAGCGCUUCCUGGCAGUGAGAGUCGAUGUAAUACCAGCAUUUCUUCUGCAGAUCUUCUUCGCCGAUCUUCAACGACUGCGAAAGCAGAGUGAACGCAUUGGACGCAGUGAUGUUAUCUUGUAAGAAACUGGUGCACAAUUUCUCAAGGUAGGGUAUUAUAUACUUCUUUGCCAAAUACAGUACAUCUAUGGCGAUUUCAACCGUCAGUUUACACUCAUCGGAAUACAGGUAUUUCAAAAACUCCAAGAAACUGCUCGAAUCUGCAUCGGGGAGAUGAAUUUCGUUUGAUUUCUCGGCAAGAUUUCCAUAAAACAUAGCAAAGAAGACAGGGCUCGAAGUCGCCAGCACAUACUUGUGGGCAGGGAUAUACAUAUUUCUUUCAUCCGUCCCAUCGCUCUCGCGGACCACAAAAGUCACAUCGCUCAUUAAACUUUUGUUGAACAUAAACUUGUUUCUUUCUAACACCGUUUUUGUCUCGAUUUGCCAGUCUUCCGACAACGUAGUAGUCAUUUUAAAACGUUUAAAACCCGUCAAGGUUCACUUCAAAAUUUAUAUUUUGUUGUCGAGUUUUAAAUGCCAGCUGAUCUUUCCACCCGCUUCGCACGUAGCCGAAAAAAAUGUCGAUG